UCAAGUUGUAAAAUACACCGGUGAGAGGUUCAAUGGCAUUUUUAAUUUAUGUAGGAAAGGUGGAGAAAGCCGGGGGUGCAUGACUUGAGGGCGAGGGCACAAGAGCAAAGUUUCGGGCUACGGUGACACCGGGUUUGCCAGGCAACUUUCAGCCAAUUGGGUUACCAUCAAAACAUGCUCUGCAGCAGCAUUUGAAGUGGCAGUUGACCGGGUCCAUAGAUGAAGAUUGAAUAAAGAUGUGCACGAUUUGGGAUCAGCACUGCAGCGCGUGAAAUCGGUGUAGCAGAUGUGCCUCCAAAAACGCGGCGGAACUUGCCAGAAAGCGGGUUGGGUUGCACCGCUGCUAGCCGGUACAGCAGGUUAAGGGGCCCCCGUGCCUCUCUUGCACUGCCUGUUUAGCCAUGAAAGUAACAGGAUGCUGGCCGAAAUGGACGUGCGCUCCUGAACCUGUCAAGCAGCUAAAACGCCGGUGUUUUGAUCGCUACUGCACUUCGCCCACGGCGUUGGAGGCUUUGUUGGGUGUUGUUAGCAUCAGCGGGUGUGUGCUGGACAUGUGCGGGGGGCCGGGUGAUGCUGUAGUGACUCGCCUUCGAGACACGUGCCAAGUACUCACGAACGAUGUAUGACCGAGGUGAGGGGAUGCUGCGCGUUUUUUUUGUGUGCUUGGGGUGAGGUAGGNCGCUGCUGAGUUACAUACGACGGACCUAGUUGUAUAAUCUGCUCUAAGCUUUACGUGCCUUCGUUCGUAGGUCCCGUCGUAGGUAGGCUCGCACCAGCGGACGCUCAUUGUUUGUGCGGCCCUUUUUUGUCGUCGAAGUUUGGCUCUGUAAAACGAAACGAGUGCAUCGUCGUUUGAAUCCUCCAUAGUUCCAAUAGGCCGCAUACCGAGUGUACUCACGGCACAGAUGUUGCUUUCGGUACACGCACAUGGAGCAACUCAAGCUUGACUGUAUCCGAUUUUCGCCGAAGCAUGUCGG
Messenger RNA from Ectocarpus sp. CCAP 1310/34, 977 nucleotides. Lineage: Eukaryota; Phaeophyceae; Ectocarpales; Ectocarpaceae. The record is from the annotation of a GenBank genome assembly.